GGAGGCUUGCUGAUGGUCUCCAGUAUCAAGGAGUGAUCCUUCCUAUCCGUGUCACAUCAGUGUCGAGUCAGAGGGGCGGAUAUUUUUCUGCUCUGCAUUCGUUGGAAGGAACAAACUGAACAUUUGGAUAAUAGUUCAGUGUGUUGUGUGAUAGCCAUGAGCUCGGGGGAAGGAGCUGAGGAGACGGCUAAGGACGCGGCCGACAUAGCGGCGUUCUUCAAAUCUGACUGUUCCGUUCCAAAAUGUGAACCCAGAAGUGAUGUUUCCAGUCAGAUAACAGGUUUCCGCAGGAAUGAAGAGAUGAAGGCGAUGGAGGUGUUGCCUAUCCUCAAAGAAAAAGUGGCUUUCUUAUCAGGGGGCAGGGACAAACGCGGCGGUCCCGUAUUAACGUUCCCGUCACGAAGCAACCACGACCGAAUACGACAGGAAGACCUGCGCAGACUCAUCGCCUACCUCGCCGGAAUCCCCAGUGAGGACGUGUGUAAACAUGGCUUCACGGUUAUCGUGGACAUGCGCGGCUCUAAAUGGGACUCCAUCAAGCCUCUGCUAAAGAUUCUCCAGGAGUCUUUCCCCUGCUGCAUUCACGUCGCUCUCAUCAUCAAACCAGACAACUUCUGGCAGAAACAGAGGACCAACUUUGGCAGCUCCAAGUUUGAAUUUGAGACCACCAUGGUGUCUUUGGAAGGACUGUCUAAAGUGGUGGACCCUUCCCAGCUCACGCCGGACUUUGACGGCAGCCUCGACUAUAACCACGAGGAAUGGAUCGAGAUCCGCGUGGCCUUCGAGGAGUUCACGGCCAACGCCCGUCACCUGCUGUCCCAGCUGCAGGAGAUGCAGGAGACGGUGACGCGCAAAGACUUCCCGCAGGACCUGGACGGGGCGCGACGCAUGAUCGACGACCACGCCACCCUGAAGAAGAAGGUGAUGAAGGCCCCCGUGGAGGAGGUGGACGCGGAGGGACAGCGUCUGCUGCAGCGCAUCCAGAGCAGCGAAAGCUACGCCAACCGCAGCGUCCCCGCCGGGCCGGGACAGGGCCAGGGUCAGGGCCAAAGCCAGCCCAACGCAGACACGCAGGGCCUGAUCCCCCGGAUCACGGGCUUACUGGAGCAGCUCCACAGCACACGCCAGCACCUCCACCAGGCCUGGCACGUCCGCAAACUCCAGCUGGACCAGUGCUUCCAGCUCAGGCUCUUUGAGCAGGACGCAGAGAAGAUGUUUGACUGGAUCAUGCACAACAAAGGCCUGUUUCUAUCAGGCUACACAGAGAUUGGCAACAACCACCCCCACGCCAUGGAGCUCCAAACCCAACACAACCACUUUGCCAUGAACUGCAUGAAUGUGUAUGUGAACAUCAAUCGGAUCAUGUCAGUGGGGAACCGGCUGUUGGAGGCUGGACACUACGCCUCACAGCAGAUCAAACAGAUCUCCAGUCAACUAGAGCAGGAGUGGAAGGCCUUCGCUGCCGCACUGGAUGAGAGGAGUACCCUUCUAGAAAUGUCCGCUUCUUUUCACCAAAAAUGCGACCAGUACAUGAGUAACGUGGACUCGUGGUGUAAAGCGUGUGGGGAGGUGGACCUGCCGUCUGAACUACAGGACCUGGAGGAUGCCAUUCAUCAUCAUCAGGGCUUAUACGAACACAUCACUGCAGCUUACUCUGAGGUGAGCCAAGAUGGCAAAGCCUUAUUGGACAAACUUCAACGACCUCUUACCCCCGGCAGCGCCGAUUCGCUGACGGCCUCAGCCAAUUACUCCAAGGCUGUUCACCACGUUCUGGAUAUCAUCCAUGAAGUCCUCCAUCACCAGAGACAGCUGGAGAACAUCUGGCAGCACCGCAAGGUCCGACUGCACCAGCGCCUUCAGCUGUGUGUGUUUCAGCAGGAUGUCCAACAGGUUCUGGACUGGAUCGAGAACCAUGGCGAAGCUUUCCUCAGUAAACACACUGGAGUUGGAAAGUCACUCCACCGGGCGCGAGCUCUACAGAAACGUCAUGAAGACUUUGAGGAAGUUGCCCAGAACACAUACACUAAUGCUGAUAAACUGCUGGAGGCGGCGGAGCAGUUGGCACAGACGGGGGAGUGUGAUCCAGAGGAGAUCUACCAGGCAGCACACCAGCUGGAGGACCGCAUCCAGGACUUUGUACGGCGGGUGGAGCAGCGGAAAGUCCUGCUGGACAUGUCAGUGGCCUUCCACACUCACGUCAAAGAGCUGUGGACUUGGCUGGAGGAGUUACAGAAGGAGCUGUUGGAUGACGUGUAUGCUGAGUCUGUGGAGGCAGUGCAGGAACUCAUCAAACGCUUUGGUCAGCAGCAGCAGACCACUCUACAGGUCACCGUCAACGUCAUCAAAGAGGGAGAGGAUCUCAUCCAACAGCUCAGAGACUCGGCCAUCUCCUGUAACAAGACCCCACACAACAGCUCCAUAAACCACAUCGAGAGCGUGCUGCAGCAGCUGGACGAGGCUCAGGCCCAGAUGGAGGAACUCUUUCAGGAGAGAAAGAUCAAACUGGAGCUCUUCCUCCAGCUCCGCAUCUUUGAGCGCGACGCCAUCGACAUCAUCUCAGACCUGGAGUCGUGGAAUGAGGAGUUAUCUCAGCAGAUGAAUGAUUUUGACACUGAAGAUCUGACCUUAGCCGAGCAGAGACUGCAGCACCAUGCAGACAAAGCUCUCACCAUGAACAACCUCACCUUCGACGUCAUCCACCAGGGACAGGAGCUGCUGCAGUACGUCAAUGAAGUGCAAGCGUCGGGAGUGGAGCUGUUGUGUGACAGGGAUGUAGAUAUGGCCACGCGAGUGCAGGACCUGUUGGAAUUCCUGCACGAGAAACAGCAGGAGCUGGACUUGGCCGCCGAACAGCAUCGCAGACACCUGGAACAGUGUGUACAGCUCCGCCACCUCCAGGCAGAGGUCAAACAGGUCCUGGGCUGGAUCCGUAAUGGAGAGUCAAUGUUAAAUGCUGGUCUCAUCACGGCCAGUUCCCUGCAGGAGGCUGAACAGCUUCAGCGAGAACACGAGCAGUUCCAACACGCCAUCGAGAAAACCCAUCAGAGUGCCCUGCAGGUGCAGCAGAAAGCCGAGGCUCUGUUGCAGGCUAAUCAUUAUGACAUGGACUUGAUAAGAGACUGUGCGGAGAAUGUGGCCUCCCAUUGGCAGCAGCUGAUGCUGAAGAUGGAAGAUCGUCUCAAGCUGGUCAACGCCUCCGUCGCCUUCUACAAGACCUCCGAGCAGGUAUGCAGCGUCUUGGAGAGUCUGGAGCAGGAGUAUAAGCGGGAGGAGGACUGGUGUGGAGGAGCAGACAAACUGGGACCCAACUGUGAGACAGACCAUGUCACCCCAAUGAUCAGCAAACACCUGGAGCAGAAAGAGGCUUUCCUCAAGGCCUGCACGUUGGCCAGGCGUAACGCAGACGUGUUUCUUAAGUACAUGCACAGGAACAGCGUGAACAUGCCUGGGAUGCUGAGUCACGUCAAGGCUCCUGAGCAGCAGGUCAAAAAUAUCCUGAAUGAACUGCUGCAGAGAGAGAAUCGAGUUCUGCACUUUUGGACCAUGAGGAAGAGAAGGCUGGACCAGUGUCAGCAGUAUGUCGUGUUUGAACGCAGUGCCAAACAGGCGCUGGAAUGGAUCCAUGACACUGGAGAGUUUUAUUUGUCCACACACACCUCCACAGGCUCCAGCAUUCACCACACACAGGAGCUGCUGAAGGAACAUGAGGAGUUCCACAUCACAGCUAAGCAAACCAAAGAGCGUGUGAAGCUGUUGAUCCAGCUGGCUGAUGGCUUCUGUGAUAAAGGCCAUGCCCAUGCUGCAGAGAUAAAGAAAUGGGUGACGGCCGUGGACAAGCGUUACCGAGACUUCUCCCUGCGCAUGGACAAAUACCGCACCUCUCUGGAGAAAGCCUUGGGCAUCUCCUCCGACUCUAACAAAGCCAGUAAAGACCUGCAGCUAGACAUCAUCCCCGCCAGCGCCCCGGGGUCAGAGGUCAAACUGCGGGAUGCUGCCCACGAGCUCAACGAAGAGAAGCGCAAGUCCGCCCGCAGGAAGGACUUCAUCAUGGCUGAGCUGAUACAGACAGAGAAGGCCUAUGUGAGGGACCUGAGAGAGUGCAUGGACACAUAUCUGUGGGAGAUGACCAGUGGUGUGGAGGAGAUUCCUCCAGGGAUUGUUAAUAAAGAACAUAUCAUUUUUGGCAACAUGCAGGACCUCUAUGAGUUUCAUCACAAUAUCUUCCUCAAAGAACUUGAAAAAUAUGAGCAGCUUCCAGAGGAUGUUGGCCAUUGCUUUGUGACCUGGGCUGACAAGUUCCAGAUGUACGUUAAUUAUUGCAAGAACAAACCAGACUCCACCCAGCUCAUUCUGGAACAUGCCGGAUCUUACUUUGACGAGAUCCAGCAGAGACACCGAUUGGCUAACUCCAUCUCCUCAUACCUCAUAAAACCUGUGCAGAGAAUAACAAAGUACCAACUCCUUCUUAAGGAACUUUUGACGUGUUGUGAGGAGGGUAAAGGAGAAAUUAAGGAUGGUUUGGAGGUUAUGCUCAGUGUCCCCAAGAGAGCUAACGAUGCCAUGCACCUCAGCAUGUUGGAGGGUUUUGACGAAAACAUUGAGUCACAGGGUGAGCUGAUCCUGCAGGACUCCUUCCAGGUAUGGGACCCAAAGACCCUGAUCAGGAAGGGCCGAGAACGCCAUCUCUUCCUCUUCGAAAUGUCACUCGUCUUCAGCAAGGAGGUCAAAGACUCCAAUGGACGCAGCAAGUACAUCUACAAGAGCAAGCUCUUUACCUCUGAGUUGGGCGUAACUGAGCAUGUAGAGGGAGACCCCUGUAAAUUUGCCCUCUGGGUGGGGCGCACUCCCACCUCGGACAACAAGAUCGUGCUGAAGGCCUCCAGUAUAGAGAACAAGCAGGACUGGAUCAAGCACAUUCGAGAGGUGAUUCAGGAGCGUACCAUCCAUCUGAAGGGGGCGCUAAAGGAGCCCAUCCACAUCCCCAAACCCUCCACGGCCAAACACAAGGGCCGCAGAGAUGGAGAGGAUCUGGACAGUCAGGGUGAUGGUAGCAGUCAGCCAGACACAAUCUCCCUGGCCUCCCGCACCUCCCAGAACACUCUGGACAGCGACAAGCUCUCUGGAGGCUGUGAGCUGACCGUGGUGAUCCAUGACUUCAUGGCUGGAAACAGUAACGAGCUGACCGUGCGGAGAGGCCAAACCGUGGAGGUGCUGGAGCGGCUCCACGAAAAACCCGAAUGGUGCCUGGUUAGGACCACCGACCGCUCGCCCGCCCAGGAGGGCCUGGUACCCAGCGCUAUGCUCUGCAUCGCCCACUCCCGCAGCAGCAUGGAGAUGGAGGGCAUCUUCAAUCACAAAGACACGCUGUCAGUCUGCAGUAACGACGCCAUCUUACCGGGCUCUUCCGCCACGCUCCAGCCGGGCCACGGGCUUCACGGCUCCCAGAGCUCCCCCGGGCCCAAACGACCCGGCAACACCCUGCGGAAGUGGCUGACCAGCCCCGUGCGGCGCCUGAGCAGCGGCAAGGCCGACGGCCACGUCAAGAAGCUGGCGCACAAGAACAAGAAGAGCCGCGACGUGCGCAAGAGCGCAGACGCCGGCUCGCAGAAAGACUCGGACGACAGCGCCGCUACCCCUCAGGACGAGACCAUCGAGGAGCGUGUGCGUAAUGAGGGCCUGAGCAGUGGCACGCUCUCUAAGUCUUCGUCGUCGGGCAUGCAGAGCUGUGGAGAAGAGGAGGGUGAGGAAGGGGCCGACUCGGUGCCCCUGCCUCCGCCCAUGGCCAUCCAACAGCAUAGUUUACUCCAACCAGACCCCCAGGACGACAAGACGUCGUCUCGUCUCUCGGUUCGGCCCUCUAGUUCAGAGACGCCAAGCGCUGCAGAACUAGUCAGUGCCAUCGAAGAACUGGUCAAAAGCAAGAUGGCCCUAGAGGACCGACCCAGCUCUCUGUCUGUGGAGCAGGGGGACAGCAGCAGCCCUUCCUUCAACCCCUCAGACAACUCUCUUCUCUCCUCCUCCUCGCCCAACGAUGAGGUCGAGGAACGCAAGACCGGCUUCCUCAAAAGACGACAUUAUGUGCUACUGGAGUUGGUCGAGACAGAGAGGGACUAUGUGAGGGAUCUGGGUCUGGUUGUUGAGGGUUACAUGACCAGGAUGAAGGAGGAUGGUGUUCCUGACGACAUGAAAGGAAAAGAUAAGAUUGUGUUUGGAAACAUCCACCAGAUCUACGACUGGCACAAAGAUUUCUUUCUGGGCGAGCUGGAGAAGUGCCUUGAAGACCCUGACCGACUGGGCCCUCUGUUUGUGAAACAUGAACGGAGGUUGCAAAUGUACAUUGUUUACUGCCAAAACAAACCCAAAUCAGAACACAUAGUCUCGGAGUACAUUGACACCUACUUUGAGGAUCUGAAACAACGUCUGGGCCACAGGCUUCAGAUCACAGACCUGCUCAUCAAACCUGUGCAGAGGAUCAUGAAAUACCAGCUGCUGCUCAAAGACUUCCUCAAGUUCACAAAAAAAGCUGGAUUGGAUAGUCUGGAUCUGGAAAAAGCAGUGGAGGUCAUGUGCAUUGUACCAAAACGAUGCAACGACAUGAUGAAUGUUGGACGACUCCAAGGAUUUGAUGGGAAGAUCGUGGCUCAGGGUCGUCUCCUCCUACAGGACACAUUCAUGGUGUCAGAUCCUGAGGGAGGUUUGCUGGGCAGGAUGAAGGAGAGAAGAGUCUUCCUCUUUGAGCAGAUUGUCAUCUUCAGUGAGCCCCUCGAUAAAAAGAGGGGCUUCUCCAUGCCCGGCUUCAUGUACAAGAGCAGCAUCAAGAUGAGCUGUUUAGGGCUGGAGGACAGUGCGGAUGGUGACCCCUGCAAGUUCACCCUGACCUCAAGAACGGCUAACGGCGGCACUGAGGCUUACAUCCUGCACUCGUCCCACCCCGGAGUACGACAGGUCUGGAUGCUUCAGAUCAGCCAGAUACUGGAGACCCAGCGCAACUUCCUCAACGCGCUUACUUCUCCUAUCGAGUACCAGCGGAACCAUGUGGGAGGGGGUGCGGCUGGUCCCGGUGGUGCUGCAGGCAGUGCUCAGGCUGGGGGCAGCGGAGGGCCAAGCAUGCCAUGUGUGGCCUCAGGCGGCGGCGGCGGCGGAGGAGGAGGAGGAGGGAGUGUCCUGGCGGGGCCAGGCUCUCGGACACGGCCGUCCCGCAUCCCCCAGCCUUCCCGCCUGCCCCAGCCCCUCCGCCACCACUCGCCCGCCCUGGGCUCAGGACCUGGCGAGUCUGACGGGCCAGACAAAAUAUCAGGUAUGUCCCCCCGGCCCCUCUCUGGGGGUUCUAAUCCGACACCCUCUACACCUAACCCGGCCAAUGUUUCUGAGGCUGACACAAACCGGGAAGCUCCUCCUAAGAUGAAGGUGUCAGGGAGCCCUCACUCUAAACGGACCGCUUCGGUCGAGAGCCCUUCCAAAGAGAACCGGGAAGGCCCGGGACCCAUUCCUCGCGCCUUGGUGAACCCGUUGUCCCUGAUGAAGCAACGACCUGGUACAGUAUCUCCAAUGGCCACCCCGUUAGCCACACCGGCCUUUGGCAAGGACAGUGGCCCACCCUGCAGCCCAGUGCAAAAGACAGCCGGAGGCUCCUCCUCAUCCUCCUCUUCAUUUUGGACGUCCAUGCCAGCAUCCCCGGCCAGCCGGCCUGGCUCCUUCACCUUCCCUGGGGAAGCUUGUGAGACUCUGGGCCGACAGAACCAGAACCAAAGUCAGCGGCACUCCAGCCACAGCAAGGAGGCUGACCGUAUGAGUACCUGCUCCUCUGCUAGCGAGCAGUCCAUUCAGUCAACCCAAAGCAAUGGGAGUGAAAGCAGCAGCAGCAGUAACAUCUCCACCAUGCUCGUGACGCAGGACUACGUGGCUCUGAAAGAGGAUGAGAUUAACGUGUGUCAGGGCGAGGUCGUUCAGAUCCUCGCCUCCAACCAGCAGAACAUGUUUUUGGUGUUCCGUGCCGCCACCGACCAGAGCCCGGCCGCCGAGGGCUGGAUCCCCGGCUACGUGCUGGGCCAUACCUCCGCCGUCAUCUCCGAUGCUCCGGAAGGCACCAUCAAGAAAUCAUCUUCAUGGCAUACAUCCCUUCGGAUCCGGAAGAAAUCAGAAAAACGAGAAAAGGAAGGGAAAAAGGAGGGCAAGCUUGAAAACGGUUAUAGAAAAUCCAGAGAGGGCUUAGCCAACAAGGUUUCUGUAAAGCUUCUAAAUCCUAACUACAUCUAUGAUGUUCCACCGGAGAUCCUCGUUCCCCUGAGCGACGUCACUUGUGAUAAGGGUGAGAGCGUCACUCUCAGGUGUAAGGUGUGUGGUCGCCCCAAAGCCACCAUCACCUGGAAAGGACCCGACCAAAGCACGCUGACGAACAACGGCCACUUCAGCAUAGCCUACAGUGACACAGGCGAGGCGACACUGCGUAUAGUGGGCGUGGCCUCAGAAGAUGACGGCGACUACACCUGCAUCGCCACCAACGACGUGGGCAGUGUCUCGUCGACAGCCUGUCUCAGAGUGUUGGGAACCUCCAGUGACGGACUACGGGUGAUGUGGAAGGACAACUUUGAGUCCUUCUAUUCUGAGGUGGCAGAACUUGGCAGGGGACGUUUUUCUGUGGUGAAACGCUGUGACCAGAAGGGCUCCAAACGGACUGUAGCAGUCAAACUGGUCAAUAAGAAACUAAUGAAACGUGACCAGGUCACCCAGGAGCUCAGUAUCCUACAGAAACUACAACAUCCCCACAUAGUCUGCUUACUGGACACGUUUGAGACCUCCAGCAGUUAUGCACUGGUCCUAGAGAUGGCUGACCAAGGCCGUCUGUUGGACUAUAUUGUGAGCUGGGGUAAUCUCACUGAGGAGAAAGUGGCUCUCUACCUCCGGGACAUUCUUGAAGCUUUACACUACCUACACAACUGCAGGAUAGUCCACCUGGAUUUAAAGCCUGAAAACCUACUGGUUGAGCAGAGCUCCUCCCAGCCCAAAGUGAAGCUGACGGACUUCGGGGACGCAGUGCAGCUGAACUCCGCCCAUUACGUGCACCCUAUUCUGGGAAGCCCGGAGUUCGCCGCCCCCGAGCUGGUCCUGGGGGACCCGGUUGCGCUUACGUCCGAUCUCUGGAGCUUGGGCGUGGUGACCUAUGUGAUCCUGAGCGGAGCUUCACCCUUUCUCGAUGAGAGCGUGGAGGAGACAUGCCUCAACAUCUGCCGGUUGGAUUUCAGCUUCCCCGAGGACUACUUCCAGGGCGUGAGCCAGGCGGCACGGGACUUUGUUUGCCUGCUGCUAAAGACGGACCCCUCCAAGCGCCCCCCCGCCGCCGUCUGCCUCCAGGAGCCCUGGCUGCGGCCGGGGGGAGGGAGACGCUCUGUAGAAUGCAUCGACACCUCCAGGCUUAUCUCCUUCAUCGACCGGCGCAAACACCAGAACGACCUGCGACCCCUGGGAGGGGUCCGGGCCUUUCUGCAUAGCAGGCUUCAGCCCAGGAUCUGAUCCCGAUUUUGAAAAAAAAAAAAACACCAAAAAAGCCAAUGAAUUAAUGACAAUCUCAUCCUCUUUCAGAUGCCAAUUUUGACUCUGGUAGUCCUUUGCCAAGCAAUCAGAAUAUGUGGUGAAGACCACCUAACCCAAUCAG
Messenger RNA from Chanos chanos (milkfish), 9652 nucleotides. RefSeq names its product trio Rho guanine nucleotide exchange factor a (gene trioa). The record is from RefSeq and is a predicted model, not a curated record. Gene Ontology annotation, molecular function: protein kinase activity; protein binding; ATP binding. The transcript has 57 exons. The coding region runs from base 157 to 9510 and encodes 3117 amino acids. Lineage: Eukaryota; Metazoa; Chordata; Actinopteri; Gonorynchiformes; Chanidae. Gene Ontology annotation, biological process: axon guidance; protein phosphorylation. Gene Ontology annotation, cellular component: extrinsic component of membrane; cytoplasm.